UUUCAUACCCGACCUCAGCUUUGUUCCUCCUGCCUGUAUAUCUCCGGAUUUCCCAUCCGCAGUGAGAGAUUGCUUCCGUCUACCUCCCCCACCCCGGCUUCCCUCUCCAAUCCGCCUUCUCUGUGUGAUUUAUGAGCUACUAGGUUCACUGCAGAAACAACAAUGGAGAUGGGCAGCUUCCCCUUCUUCUACGUCGCCGCCAUCACCUUUCUCACCGCCCUUUUGCUCCGCUCCUUCCUCACCAAGAAGCGGCGACGGCUUCCACCGGGCCCGGCGCUGGCGGUCCCGUUCCUUGGCCACCUCCCCUUCCUCAAGAAGCCGCUGCACGCCACGCUCGCGCGCCUCGCCGCGCGCCACGGCCCGGUCUUCUCCCUCCGCCUCGGCUCGCGCCCCGCCGCCGUCGUCACCUCGGCGGAGCUCGCCAGGGAGUGCUUCUCCUCCGACCUCGACGCCACGCUCGCCAACCGCCCGCACUUCCCGUCCGUGCGGGAGGUCUCCUUCGACUACACCGUGCUCACCCUCGCCAACUACGGCGCCCACUGGCGCGCCGCGCGCCGCGUCGCCGUCGUGCACCUCCUCUCCGCGCGCCGCGUCGACCUCAUGUCCGACGCCGUCGUAGCCCGCGAGCUGCGAGCCCUGGUGCGCCGCCUCGCGCGCCUUACCGCCGGCGGUGCCACGGCGAGGGUGGAGCUGAAGCGGCGGCUGUUCGACCUCUCCCACAGCGUCCUCAUGGAGGCCCUCGCGCGGAGCAGGAACACCUACUCCGACGACGGAGCGGACAUGUCCCAGGAGGCGCGGGAGAUGAAGGACGUCGUGGACGCCAUCGUGCCGCUCGUCGGUGUCGCCAACCUGUGGGACUACCUGCCGGUGCUACGCUGGUUCGACUGGCGAGGCGUCGCGCGGCAGCUGGCGGACACAACCAGCCGGAGGAACGCCUUCAUCUACAAGCUCAUCGACAGGGAGAGGCAGAAGCAGCAGGCCGCCGCCGACAAGCAGGAGGAGGAGGAGCAGGGCAUGAUCGGCGUCAUGCUCUCGCUGCAGAAGUCAGAGCCCGACCUCUACACGGACACUUUCAUCGCCGCCCUCGUCGCCAAUCUUCUUGGCGUCGGGACAGAGACGACGUCGACGACGACGGAAUGGGCGAUGGGGCUCCUGCUGAACCACCCGGCGGUGCUGAAGAAGGCACAGGAAGAGAUCGACGCGCACCUCAGCGGCGAGCCGAGCCGCCUCCUCGACAAGAAGGACCUGCCCCACCUUCCUUACCUCCACUGCAUCAUCAGCGAGACGCUGCGGCUGUGCCCGGCCGCGCCGCUGCUGCUACCACACGAGGCCGCCGCCGACUGCCAGCUCCACGGGUACGACGUCGCCGCGGGCACCAUAGUGCUCGUCAACGCGUACGCCAUCCACCGCGACCCGGCUGAGUGGGGACCGGCGCCCGAGGAGUUCAGGCCGGAGAGGUUCGAGCAUGGCGGCGCCGAGGGGAAGCUCAUGAUGUCCUUCGGGAUGGGAAGGCGCAAGUGCCCCGGGGAGAGCCUCGCCAUGAGGACCAUGGGUAUGGUUCUUGGCACGCUCAUCCAGUGCUUCGAUUGGGCAAGGGUCGGGGAUGAAGAGGUCGACAUGGCCGCCAGUUCCGGGAUCGUCAUGUUCAAGGCCGUUGCUCUGGAAGCUCUCUGCACACCGCGAGCCGGCAUGGAGACUCUUCUCCAGAAGCUCUAAACUGAAAAUGCUUAAAGGAAGCAGAAAAUAAUUGCCACAAAAGAGUACACACACUAGUAGAAAUAUAAAUAACUGCAGUGUAAUUAAGUCUUUAUUAACUCCACAGUAUGUACACAUUGCAUAGUUUUUUUUUUAAGUAAAAGGUAGAGAUCGCUCUACCUUAUAUAUUUCAAAACAGCCCAUAGCCUGGGG
Molecule: messenger RNA, 1908 nt
Organism: Triticum urartu
Lineage: Eukaryota; Viridiplantae; Streptophyta; Magnoliopsida; Poales; Poaceae
Product: cytochrome P450 81Q32
Molecular function (GO): oxidoreductase activity, acting on paired donors, with incorporation or reduction of molecular oxygen; iron ion binding; monooxygenase activity
Source: RefSeq, a predicted model, not a curated record